Molecule: messenger RNA, 4058 nt
Organism: Puntigrus tetrazona (Sumatra barb)
Lineage: Eukaryota; Metazoa; Chordata; Actinopteri; Cypriniformes; Cyprinidae
Gene: ppp1r16b
Product: protein phosphatase 1, regulatory subunit 16B
Exons: 11
Coding region: 241-1836 (531 amino acids)
Biological process (GO): establishment of endothelial barrier; regulation of sprouting angiogenesis
Cellular component (GO): cytoplasm
Molecular function (GO): phosphatase regulator activity; enzyme inhibitor activity; protein binding
Source: RefSeq, a predicted model, not a curated record
UGCAGGAUGUGAGCGCGCGGCCGCUGUCUGGCCCCGCCCAGGAGGAGUGGCUUCAGACCGGAGACCGAUCUCUCCGGCGUCCGCCGCUUCAUCAGCGCACUUUCCCGCGAUUAACGUUUGGAAUAUAACGGCGUUCCGCGCGCGGCUGGAGAUGAAGGGUGGAGGUUUGGCAGGGAGCUGCAGCCCCUGCUAGAUUGAGCGCCUCACCUUCAUCACCUCCUCCUCCUCCUCCUCUUCAUCAUGGCCAGUCACCUGGAGCUGCUGACGGAGCUGCAGCAGCUGGAUAAGGUGCCCAGUCUGGAGCGGCUCCGGGCGGCACAGAAGCGACGCACACAGCAGCUCAAGAGAUGGGCCGUCUACGAGAAAGAGAUGCAGAACAAGAAGCGCAAGGCGGACAAGCGGCGAGGCCACGGGAACCCGCUGGAGAACCGCCGGAGGGUGUCGUUCGCGGCCAGCAUCGCUCUGCUGGAGGCCUCGGCCAGGAACGACCCCGACGAAGUGAGAUAUCUACUGAAGAACAACCUGAGUCCGGAUCUGUGUAACGAAGACGGACUGACGGCCCUGCACCAGUGUUGUAUUGAUAACUAUGAGGAUAUGGUCCGGAUCUUGUUGGCUCACGGAGCGUCUGUCAAUGCUCAGGACAAUGAGCUCUGGACGCCGCUUCAUGCUGCAGCCACAUGUGGACACACAGGCCUCGUCAAGAUCCUCAUCCAGCACGGUGCUGAUCUCUUAGCAGUGAACUCAGACGGUAACAUGCCCUAUGACCUCUGUGAGGACGACCCCACGCUCGACAUCAUCGAGACCGCCAUGGCCAACCGAGGAAUCACACAGGAGAUGAUCAAUGAGACGCGAGCAGCGGUGGAGAGGAGGAUGCUGGGAGAUAUUCAGAGCCUUCUGCAGGACGGAGCCGAUGUCAAUCAACACGACUCCCAGGGAGCCACGCUGCUGCACAUCGCAGCGGCGAACGGUUACGCACAGGCUGCAGAGAUGCUGUUAGAGGGAGGAGCCAGAACAGACCUGAGAGAUUCUGACGGAUGGACACCGCUACACGCCGCGGCCUGCUGGGGACAGGUCCAUGUGGCCGAGCUUCUGGUUUCUCACGGAGCUAAUCUCAACGCCAAGACGUACAUGGAGGAGACGCCCAUAGAUCUGUGUGAGGAUGAGGAGUUCAGGAAUCAUCUGCUGGAGUUGAAGCACAAACAUGACAUCAUCAUGAAGUCACAGCUGAAGCACAAAACAUCACUGUGUCGCCGAACCAGCAGCGCCGGCAGCCGCGGGAAGGUGGUGCGGAGGGCCAGUCUGUCAGACAGACACAACCUCUGCAGGAAAGAGUAUCAAACGGAAGCCAUCGUGUGGAGAGGAGGACGAGAAGAAGAGGACCGAGAGAGAGAGUCUGACCAGGAAAACCAUUCAACGCAGCCGGACGAUGCUCCUCGAGCGCCGGGGAUCCUGAAGGACGGCGGUCAACAGAACGGCUGCAUCUCCAGUACUCCGGCGCCGGCCGCGUCUAACGGCGACCCCGUGACCCCUGACCCCCGCGACCCCGAGCCGCAGCCCUCCAGCGAGGAGCUCAAGCCCAAAGAGCGCGCGCAGACGCUGUCCGAACUCAAGAAGCAGCGCGCCGCGGCCAAACUCCUCGGCCAGCCCGUGCUGAACGGACACCUGGGAAACGGCUCGACCAAAGCCAGCCCCGAGGAUCCCCGCAUGCCGCUCGUCUCGGCCAACGGCAGCGCCGUCUACUUCACGCCGGCCAGCGGAGACCCGCCCCUGCUGAGGUUCAAGCAGCCAAUAGAAGACGAGGAUCCCAAGAGUGACAGCUGCUGCUGCGUCUCGUGAGCAGAUGGGUUCAGGACCUUAAAGGAGAACUUCACUGUUUCCAGAUCGCUCGCAUCUUUGUCGAGUUGCAAAGAAAUGCCGCCCAACCCGAACGAAAACAGAUCAGUCACGUGAUCAACAUGGCAAAUUAGUUUUUAAAAUAAGUUCAUCUCCAUAUAGUGGACUUUCAGAGAGAAAUAAGGGCCUCAACUAACAAAAUGAUUGUUUGUUUUCUUAAAAACAUUCAAUUUAUUCACAGAAGCUAGGCUAGCGGUAGCUCUGCGAUGCGUGUCUGUAUUAGCCGAUGUGGGAAAGGUCAAUAAAGUCAAAUGUCGUUUUUAAAAGAUGUGCAGAGAACAAGAACUAAAUGUGCGUGACCUUUCCAUCAUCAGCUAAUAAAGCUGUGCGUCACGGAGCUGACCCCGGCACAAUAAAAUGAAUAAAAAGACAGAUUAUUUGCUAGAUAAGACGCUUAUUCCUCUGCAUUUCUGACCGGCCACCACCGAAGUCCGCUAUAUGGAGAAAAAUCCUGGACUGCUUUCCUUAAAAAACUCGACUGAAGAAAGACUGACACGAUUCCUAGAACUUUUCCGAAGAGCGGGAUUUCCCUCCGAGAGAGACAGAGCAGCACGUCCAUCCCUCUCCAUUGACUUUGCAUUAAAGGAAGUGAACAUAAAAAAACAGGCGUCCGGUAAACAAACUAAAAUACCGAAACGUAGUUUUUAUAAGCAGCCGACCCAAAAAGAAGCAUUUAUUGAAGCUCAGCGUGUCUGUAAUCGCUGACCACGACUAUUCAUUAUUUGAACCCAAUCCAAGGAUUAUUUGAGCGCCUGACGUGAACCUAAGAGGACAUUAUAUUGAGAUUAGUUUAUUUUUGUGGAUCUGACUGAACACCUCAGGAGGAGUCUCCCAGUAAUACAGAGUCAAUGGAGGGCGCCGUGUGGGCGUGGCCUAAAGGUAGCUGCGAAAGCGUCUGUUCAGCCAAUCACAGCCUCCCGAGCGUCUGAUUGGCUGAAGCCCAUUCUCGUUCCAGUCCUGGGAGUCGGGAUGAAGCCUCGCAGGAAACAGGAAGUGAUGUGAUCGGGCCUUUCUCAGCUGUGCAGUGUGAACAGACGGACUCCGCUCUCCUGUACAGUAUUUAUUUGUAUAUGUGCAUAGAGCCACUCUUCUAUAAGAUUAUUUAUUGUAUUCCAGAGAGAUGAAGUGACGGACGGAGCACAAACCAGUCAGUAUUUUUCUAUGACAGUGUUAUGAUGACCAGAUGAAGUAUUUGAACUCACUUUUUUUUUGCAUCGUGACAUUAUUACAACAAAAGCUGAAGGAAAAAUGACUGUAAUUUGAUGUAAAUCAGCAGCACAGUAAAAACUAACAUGAUGCAUACAUGCUAAAUAAUUGAAAUAACACAUCAAAUUUAAUGUAGCGUUAUUUUUUCUAUUAUAGCAAUUUUACAGGCAUUUUUGUGAAACGCUUACUUUUAGGAAAAUGUCGCAGUGCAAAAAUUUUUUUUUAUUUAUUUUUUUUUAUGUGAAAUAUGACACGGAUGUUUAUAUUAGUGCUGUCAAAUGAUUGAUCACCAUUAAUCACAUCCAAAAUAGUAAUAUAUGUGUGCUUACGGUGUAUAUUUAUUAUGUAUAUAUAAACACGUAAACACGCACACACGUGCAUCUAUAUUUGUUUGUAUAUUAAACAUAUUUAUGUGUAAAUUAUCAAAAAAAUGUAAUAUGUCCAUGGUAAUGUUUUCGAAACAUGCUUAAUGUGCGUGUAAUUAUAUAUAGAUAAUAAAUAUAAAUAACACACACACAUAUGUGAAGAAAAACAGUUUUGGAUGUGAUUGAUGGAGUCGGAUCCCUUUAUAUACUGCUCCCUAUGAAGGGUGUAUUUAUAGGGUUGGAUCUGCUCGCUCUCGGGUGCCAAAGUCUUCCAGAGUGACGGACGUCAGAAACAGCCAAUGAGAUUCCAGUGCCACUCCUGUAGCCCCGCCCACUCCCCCACGCUCGCUGCAUUCAUUGGUCAGAGGCGGCAGAGAAUGUAAAUAAUGCUUGGAAUGCGUUUCCUUCAGACGAUGGGAAGGGUGUUUGUGAAAGGAGUGAUUAUAGACAUGAAAUAGAGUUCGGCUUCCGUUUCUACUGAGCAACACGAAGGGAAAAGAGCAUCGCAACUACUGAUUUUAUAAUUUACUGGAACACACUGAUCACUGUAUUAACAUAUUUUCAAUAAAUUGUAUAUUUUGAUCAGUUUCUAAA